GAUCACUCGUGCUGCUGAGCAGGAAGAGAUAGAUCAUGGGGAUGUUUGAAGAUUUCCGGUUCUCAUUGCUUGGUGGUUUUGCUCUUUCAUUACUUUUGGUUCUUGCCCAGGAUCAAACAGGCUUCAUAAGCUUAGAUUGCGGACUGCCGGAGAAUUCGAGCUAUAGUGACCCGACGACCGAUAUAUAUUACAUUUCGGAUGCCAGCUGUGUAAGCACCGGUGCAAUUAUGAGUGUAUCGACUGAAUUCAGAACAAAUGAAGUUCGUAAACAGCUAUGGAACGUCAGAAGCUUUCCUGAUGGAGACAGAAACUGCUACUACAUUAGACUUACAGCAGGCGUGAGGUACUUGAUCCGAGGGACUUUCAUGUACGGGAACUACGAUGCCAAAGGUGAAUUACCUGUGUUCGAUCUGCAUAUUGGACCUAAUAAGUGGGAUUCCUUGAAAUUUGAGAGUGCGUCCGCUGUUAUCUACAAGGAGAUCAUACAUGUCCCAUCAUCGAGUUACAUCCAUGUUUGCCUCCUCAACACGGACUCUGGAACGCCGUUCAUUUCCGCAUUAGAACUAAGGCCUUUGAGAAAUAACACUUAUGUGUCUGAAUCGGGUUCGUUGGCACUCGUUGCACGGGCAGAUACCGGUGCAACUGGAAGCCAAAUAUUCAGGUACAAGGACGACAAAUUUGAUCGGAUUGGGUCUGCCGAGAGCUUCAGUGUGUGGACAUCGUUAAGCACGCCGCUCAUUGUCAACGCCGGUCAGAAUACUUACGAACCGCCAUCGGUUGUCAUGAGCACUGCUGCGACGACAAAAGAUGCAAAUACUUCGUUGGAUUUCUAUUGGGACGUCCCUCCUAACGACAACUCUGGAUAUUAUAUCUACAUGCACUUUGCUGAGGUUGAAGAACUCAAAGCCAACCAAUACAGAGCAUUCAACGUCAACUUAAAUGGAAACUUUUGGUACGGACCUGUUGUUCCCUAUUAUCUAUACGAUUUUACUGUGUACAGCCAAUCCGCCCUGACAGGAGGAAGAUAUAAUUUCUCACUCACAAGAACUGAAAACUCUACUCUCCCACCAAUCAUCAACGCCGUUGAGAUUUAUGAAGUUAUACAACUCCUACAAACUGAGACAGACCAGGAAGAUGUUGAUGCAAUUAUCAACACCAAGUUAAUGUAUGGAGUGACACGAAACUGGCAAGGAGAUCCGUGUUUUCCUCAAGCGUACAUGUGGAAUGGUCUCGAGUGUAGCUCUGGAUCAGGUUACAAUAAUACCCCAAGAAUCACAUCCUUGAACUUGUCCUCGAGUGGAUUAACCGGGGGGAUUGCCCCUUACAUAUCCAAUCUCACGAUGCUUGUAUCUUUGGAUCUAUCAAACAACAGCUUAACUGGAUCGGUACCAGAUUUUCUAUCACAAUUGCCAUCACUGAGUAUUUUAAAGCUGGAAAAGAAUAAGCUCACAGGUUCCGUUCCAGUUCAACUUGUUGAAAAAUCAAAGAACGGAGCCCUAUUACUCAGCGUGGAUCCAAACCUAUGCUCAUCGGCUUCGUGCAAAAAGAAGAAGAGUAUUGCUGUUAUUGCGGCAGUAGCAUCGGUCGCUGGACUGGUGAUCGUCCUCUUAUUAACUACAGCGGCUAUUUUUUGGAGCCUAAAAAGGAGAAAAAGAAAAGAUGCGGAAACAAACAAUCAAAAUCGGCUAAUGAGGUCAGAAAUGCGACAAUUUACUUACUCUGACAUCCUCAAUAUCACCGAUAAUUUACAGAGAACACUGGGGAAAGGUGGAUUUGGAACAGUUUACCAUGGCUACAUGGAUGGCACUGAAGUGGCUGUUAAGAUGCUUUCUCCAUCAUCUGCUCAAGGGUAUCGGGAAUUUGAAGCAGAGGUUAAGCUUCUGACUAGAGUUCAUCAUCGAAAUUUGACGACCUUUUUUGGGUACUGCCAUGAAGAAGCACACAUGGGGCUCAUUUAUGAGUUCAUGGCCUGUGGAAACUUGCAAGAUAGAAACACUAACACCCCAAUCAGCUGGGAUGACAGACUCCGAAUAUUACUCGAAGCAGCACAAGGACUGGAGUAUCUGCACAAUGGUUGUAGGCCACCAAUAAUCCACAGAGAUGUGAAGCCUACAAAUAUAUUGUUGAAUGAGAAUUUGCAAGCCAAACUAGCCGACUUUGGUCUAUCCAAAGUAUUACCCAGCACCGAUGGUGCUUCUCACGUGUCCACCAUUGUUGCUGGAACUUUUGGGUACCUCGAUCCCGAGUACGGCACAUCAAACAGGUUAACGGAGAAAAGUGACGUCUACAGUUUUGGAGUUGUUAUGCUGGAGAUAAUCACAGGCCGACCUGUGAUAGCAAGAAAUCCUGAGAAGACUCACGUGAGUACAUGGGUGAGUUUCAUGCUUGCUAAAGGUGAUAUAAAAAACAUUGUUGAUCCGAGGUUGCGGGGAGAUUUCCACGUUGGCUCUGCCUGGAAAGCUGUUGAAAUAGCAAUGAAUUGUGUAUCUCCAACAUCUGCUAGAAGGCCUGUCAUGAGUCAGGUGGCAACGGGACUAACAGAAUGUGUGUCCAUAGCUGGGACGGAGGGCUAUGAGAGUGAAUCGAGGGAUUCAAUUCCAUUAAUGAUAAACUUGAAUCUGACUACUAACGUCAAUCCCGUGGCCAGGUAGUAACAAUUUGUUCAAAAAAAAAAAAAAUUAUACUUAAUUCUUCUGCUUCUAAUUUUGGUAUUGUUGCACCUUAAUUUGAAACUCUUGAUGCAAUUAAUAUAUAUGCACCUUUUAUGUUUUUUUUAAAGCCUAAAAUUGUUAAAUUAGCCGAUCGAUGUGCAUAUAUAUUGCAACUUUAAGUUUCAAAUUAAUUAAGGUGCUGAAUGCUAAAAUUGAUAGCUAGUUCGGUUGUCACAUGAUGCAUGGCAAAAUGCAUGGGUGACCAUUUGAGGAAUUAAGUGUAAUUUCUAUAGCGAAAAAUAAAUGUACUUUUCCAAGCUGUGUGAUGUUUUCAAUAUAUGUAUCAAACUCUGUUUCUUCGGAAAAAUAAAUAAAAGAGAUUAGUUCCCAGUUAAGGAAA
Carya illinoinensis is the source of this 3051-nucleotide messenger RNA. RefSeq names its product putative leucine-rich repeat receptor-like protein kinase At2g19210. The record is from RefSeq and is a predicted model, not a curated record. Gene Ontology annotation, molecular function: ATP binding; protein kinase activity; protein binding. The coding region runs from base 36 to 2651 and encodes 871 amino acids. The transcript has 13 exons. Gene Ontology annotation, biological process: protein phosphorylation. Lineage: Eukaryota; Viridiplantae; Streptophyta; Magnoliopsida; Fagales; Juglandaceae.